GCGGGGGUGACUUGACAUUGAGGUUGGCAACCCGACCCUUGAAAAAGCGAUUCGAGAGGAAGAUUUGGAUAUUGGGAUCGCGCAGAAGAAAAAAUCAGAAGCGACAAGUCCACCUUCCACCUAGCUUCACCGGAGUUCUGAUCUAGGGUUUUCUCGAAAGGCUUUCUUGAUCAUAUCUCCAACUAAUCAAAUGACUCCACCUCCAGGUCCUUACUCCGGCGCCAGCACUCUCGCUCUGGUGGCGCGUGCAUCGGCAUUCAGUUUUGGCUUGGUUUAUGGAAGUGUGAAGCUCAAGAUUCUCAAGAUGAAAGUGAAUUCGCGUAACAAGGCGGAAGCUAAGGCACAUCACUGAGGAGAUAGUGUUGAAUGAUGAAAUAAAUGAUCAUGGAUCUUUCAAAUGGUUGACAUUGGAUAGGAUUACUCGUAUGCAAAAGAGACUCUUGAUUUAGAGAAUCUGGAGUUUUUUCAAUUAAUUUUUUUAUGAAUCACGAGAAUGGCUGCUGUUAAUUUUCAUUUCUGAGGAAGUGAGACAUAGUUUUCUAUGAAUUGAACAUGUAGAAGAACAAUUGUUUUGCAGAUUUCUGGAUUCAUAUACCAUAUCUCGAGGCUUUUACAA
This is a messenger RNA of Populus nigra (black poplar), 616 nucleotides long. RefSeq lists its product as uncharacterized. NCBI's taxonomy places the organism in Eukaryota, Viridiplantae, Streptophyta, Magnoliopsida, Malpighiales, Salicaceae. The coding region runs from base 191 to 352 and encodes 53 amino acids. The record is from RefSeq and is a predicted model, not a curated record. The transcript has 3 exons.